AGCAUCAAAUUUCAACCCCAAAAAAAAAAACCGCCCAAAAUCCCCCACAGCCCCGGGCGGGCGGGCGCGCGCGAUGGGCGCACUUAGGCUGCGGGAGCGAGAGGAGGAUGCUGGGAAGGAGGUAACAUGGCCACCGGCGGCGGCACGGAGGAGGAGAGGAAGCGGGGCCGCCCGCAACUCCUGCCCCAGGGGCGGCCCGCUGCCCGAGCGGAGGAGCCCGCCGGCGCCCGGGAGAAGCUGGGCUGGGCGCAGGUGGUGAAGAACCUGGCCGAGAAGAAAGGCGAGUUCCGCGAGUCGCGGCCGGCGCGGCGCGAGGAGGAAGGCGGCGGCGGCGGCGCGCUCGGGGCCCCGGCGGGUCUGGCGGCCUCGGUCUUCGGGGACUUCCCCCCAGCUGGCCGCGGGGACCCCAAAGGCCGCCGGCGAGAGCCCGCCGGAGAGGCGGGCGACCCGCGCAAGAAGAAGGCCUUCGCCGACGCGGCCCGGAGCAAGCAGGCCGAGGCGGCGACCAUGGCGGCCCCGGCUUCCCCCGGAGCGGCCGAGGACGCGGCCGAGGGGCCCCAGCUGGACGAGGCGGCGGGCCCGGCGGCGGCGCCGGGCAAGGGACGCUUCCUCGUGCGCAUCUGUUUCCAGGGCGACGAGAGCGCGUGCCCGACCCGGGACUUCGUGGUGGGCGCGCUCAUCCUGCGCUCCAUCGGCAUGGAGCCCGGCGACAUCUACGCGGUCAUCCAGAUCCCAGGCAGCCGCGAGUUCGACGUGAGCUUCCGCUCGGCGGAGAAGCUGGCCCUCUUCCUGCGCGUCUACGAGGAGAAGCGCGAGCAGGAGGACUGCUGGGAGAACUUCGUGGUGCUGGGGCGGAGCAAGGCCAGCCUGAAGACGCUCUUCAUCCUCUUCCGGAACGAGACGGUGGACGUGGAGGACAUCGUGACCUGGCUCAAGCGCCACUGCGAUGUUCUGGCCGUGCCCGUGAAAGUGACCGACAGGUUUGGGAUCUGGACCGGGGAGUACAAGUGCGAGAUCGAGCUUCGCCAGGGGGAGGGCGGGAUCAGGCACCUGCCCGGGGCCUUCUUCCUGGGGGCCGAGCGCGGUUACAGCUGGUACAAGGGGCAGCCCAAGACCUGCUUUAAAUGUGGUUCCCGGACCCACAUGAGCGGCAGCUGCACGCAGGACAGGUGCUUCAGGUGCGGAGAGGAGGGGCACCUGAGCCCUUACUGCCGAAAAGGCAUCGUGUGCAACCUCUGUGGCAAGCGAGGACACGCCUUUGCCCAGUGUCCCAAAGCAGUUCACAAUUCCGUGGCAGCCCAGCUCUCCAGCGUGGCUGGCCACUGAGCACCCACCCGCCAGCCUGCCGGGGUGAACACAAAGCUUGCCCCCCCCUCUUAAGUGCCAAAACAUUUUUUGAAACCAUUUUUUAUCAUUUUUGAAGGACAUUUUUUUAAAAAAAACACCUCCAAGAGACAUCUCCCUCUGCCUUGUUAAGCCGAGUUUACACCAUUUCAGCUUUUCCUUGAAUUGGUGACGCUCAUCAGUAAUGAUUACCGAGAACUGUGCAGAUAUGUCGCCUACCCCCCCCUCCUUUUUUUUUACACGUUUGUUUGCGUUUUUAUAUUGGUUGUUCGGUGUUGUGGGUAUGGGUUUUUUUUUUCAUUUGUUUUUUAACUUCCACUAUCCCACCCCAUAUCUGGACGUCUCCACGGAUUGUCAUUCACUGGGAUGCCUUGAGCAUCCGCCCCAGCACUAGGUUGGGGUCCAGCACUUGGGAGGCAUUCUAUCAGUAUUUAUUGGAUUGAAAACCAUGUCUGUUGUGGCUUCAAUCAGGACGCCUGCCAUUUGCAGCCCCUCCCACCCACCCCCAAGCCCCACUUACGUUGCUGCUUCUGAUCUAUUGUGGUCUGAAAUUGUGAAACCCGUGUUGUUGGAAGUGUAUGUAAAUCUGAUUCACUAAGCUCUGAAAGGUGGGCGAGGGCCUCUCCUAGUGGCAAAAAUUGCAUGGACUUUGACACAGCGCCUUCCUUCCAUGGUUCAGAAGCCAUUUUUAAAUAGAAUCAUGGAAUCUAGAAUGUUCUUGCUGGUAAGAACCCUGGUUUUCCAGCAGGUGUGAAAACACAGGCCCAGAGAGGUUAAGUGACUAAGUCAAAGUCUCCUUGCUGUUUGUCUCGAGCUGAGCCUAGAGUCCAGCCCCCUGACCCCAAAAAACCCGGUGCUCAUUCCACUACCUCUCACACUUCACAACAUUUUUUACCUUGUCACUUGAGAGCCCAGAAUGUCUGAUAUCCCCAGAACGAUGAAACCAGAGGAAUGUCGAAAAAUCAAUCUGGGGGGUGCAAGCAGGGAG
Messenger RNA from Echinops telfairi (small Madagascar hedgehog), 2332 nucleotides. RefSeq names its product zinc finger CCHC-type containing 3 (gene ZCCHC3). Gene Ontology annotation, molecular function: RNA binding; zinc ion binding; double-stranded DNA binding. The transcript has a single exon. Bases 127 to 1326 code for a protein of 399 amino acids. Gene Ontology annotation, cellular component: cytoplasm. NCBI's taxonomy places the organism in Eukaryota, Metazoa, Chordata, Mammalia, Afrosoricida, Tenrecidae. The record is from RefSeq and is a predicted model, not a curated record. Gene Ontology annotation, biological process: cellular response to exogenous dsRNA; positive regulation of type I interferon production; defense response to virus.